AUGGAAUAUGUUGCAGCCUAUGUCAUGUUUGAUAAGGUGGGAAAAGAACUCAAUGAGAGGUCUAUGACAGAGCUAUUCAACGAGAUAGGCGCUGAGAUUGAGCCUGAGACCAUGCGUCUGUUUCUGUCUAAGGUUUCUGGUAAAAGCAUGGACGAGGUGAUGUCUAAGGGUAAGGAACUCAUGGCUUCUCUCGCAAUUUCAUCGUCCCAAAAGUCGGAGCCAGCCCAACCUGCAGACACAGCCGAAUCAACUCAGGCCACGGAAAACAAAGAAGAGGAAGACGAAGACUUCGACAUCUUUGCCGCAUUUUAA
Encephalitozoon cuniculi GB-M1 is the source of this 312-nucleotide messenger RNA. Its product is annotated as 60S acidic ribosomal protein domain-containing protein. The transcript has a single exon. Gene Ontology annotation, cellular component: ribosome; cytosolic large ribosomal subunit. NCBI's taxonomy places the organism in Eukaryota, Fungi, Microsporidia, Unikaryonidae. Gene Ontology annotation, molecular function: structural constituent of ribosome. The record is from RefSeq and is marked provisional. Gene Ontology annotation, biological process: cytoplasmic translational elongation. The coding region runs from base 1 to 312 and encodes 103 amino acids.